CGUUCGCUGCUCUGCGCGGGGCCCGGCGUGAGGCGCUAAGAUGGCGGCUGCUGCGCAGGGGCUGUGAGGCCUAGUAGGAGCCGGGGAGAUGGCUGGGGAAGUGCCCGACAAGAAGGAGCGGGACCUGUCGCCCCCCAAGGAGGAGAGGAAACGCUCGCGCUCCCCGGACAGGGAUCGCGACAGGAAGAGCUCCCCGUCCAAGGAGAGGAAGCGGCACCGGUCCCGGGAGAGGAGGCGGGGCAGCCGGUCCAGAUCCCGCUCCAGGUCCAAGUCAGCAGAGAGGGAGCGGAGACACAAAGAGCGUGAGCGCGAGCGGAAUAAGAAGGAUCGUGAGCGGGAGAAAGAUGGACACCGGCGGGACAAGGACAGGAAACGCUCCAGAAGCUUGUCCCCGAGCCGAGGCAAAGACUCCAAAUCGCGGAGGGAACGAGACUCGCGGAGGGGGGAGGAGGAGGAGGAUGCGGCGCUGAAGAAGGAGAAGGCCCAGCCUCUGUCUCUGGAGGAGCUGCUGGCCAAGAAGAAAGCUGAAGAGGAGGCCGAGGCCAAGCCCAAGUUCCUGUCCAAGGCGGAGCGGGAGGCCGAGGCGCUGAAGCGGCGUCAGCAGGAGGUGGAGGAGCGGCAGAGGCUGCUGGAGGAUGAGAGGAAGAAGAGGAAGCAGUUUCAGGAUCUAGGGAGGAAGAUGAUGGAGGAUCCCCAGGAGCGCGAGCGCAGGGAGCGUCGGGAACGCAUGGAACGGGAGACCAACGGCAAUGAGGAUGAGGAGGGGAGACAGAAAAUCCGUGAGGAGAAGGACAAGAGCAAGGAGCUGCAUGCUAUCAAGGAGCGGUACCUGGGCGGGAUCAAGAAGCGCAGACGCACCCGGCACUUGAACGACCGAAAGUUCGUCUUUGAGUGGGACGCAUCGGAGGACACGUCCAUCGACUACAACCCACUGUACAAGGAGCGACACCAGGUACAGUUGCUCGGCAGGGGCUUCAUCGCCGGCAUCGACCUGAAGCAGCAGAAGCGGGAGCAGUCGCGCUUCUACGGGGACCUGAUGGAGAAGAGGCGGACGCUGGAGGAGAAGGAGCAGGAGGAGGCCCGGCUGCGCAAGCUGCGGAAGAAGGAGGCCAAGCAGCGCUGGGACGAUCGGCACUGGUCCCAGAAGAAGCUGGACGAGAUGACGGACAGGGACUGGCGUAUCUUCCGCGAGGACUACAGCAUCACCACCAAGGGGGGCAAGAUCCCCAACCCCAUCCGCUCCUGGAAGGACUCCUCCCUGCCCCCCCACAUCCUGGAGGUGAUAGACAAGUGUGGCUACAAGGAGCCCACCCCCAUCCAGCGCCAGGCCAUCCCCAUUGGCCUGCAGAACCGCGACAUCAUCGGCGUGGCUGAGACCGGCAGUGGCAAGACGGCCGCCUUCCUGAUCCCACUGCUGGUGUGGAUCACGACGCUGCCCAAGAUCGACAGGAUCGAGGAGUCAGACCAGGGCCCCUACGCCAUCAUCCUGGCCCCAACCCGUGAGCUGGCCCAGCAGAUUGAGGAGGAGACCAUCAAGUUUGGGAAGCCUCUGGGUAUCCGCACAGUGGCUGUAAUCGGGGGCAUCUCCCGGGAGGACCAGGGCUUCCGGCUGCGCAUGGGCUGCGAGAUUGUCAUCGCCACGCCUGGGCGGCUCAUUGAUGUGCUGGAGAACCGCUACCUGGUGCUGAGCCGCUGCACCUACGUGGUGCUGGACGAGGCGGACAGGAUGAUCGACAUGGGCUUCGAGCCCGACGUGCAGAAGAUCCUGGAGCACAUGCCCGUCACCAACCAGAAGCCCGACACCGACGAGGCCGAGGACCCGGAGAAGAUGCUGGCCAACUUCGAGUCGGGCAAGCACAAGUACAGACAGACUGUGAUGUUCACGGCCACCAUGCCCCCGGCGGUGGAGCGCCUGGCCCGCAGCUACCUGCGCCGCCCUGCCGUGGUCUACAUCGGCUCGGCCGGCAAGCCCCACGAGCGCGUGGAACAGAAGGUCUUCCUCAUGUCCGAGGGGGAGAAGAGGAAGAAGCUGCUGGCCAUACUGGAACAGGGCUUCGACCCGCCCAUCAUCAUCUUCGUCAACCAGAAGAAGGGCUGCGACGUGCUGGCUAAGUCCCUGGAGAAGAUGGGGUACAACGCCUGCACCCUGCACGGCGGCAAAGGCCAGGAGCAGCGAGAAUUCGCCCUCUCCAACCUGAAGGCCGGUGCCAAGGACAUUCUGGUAGCCACGGAUGUGGCUGGGCGUGGUAUCGACAUCCAGGACGUCUCCAUGGUGGUGAACUACGACAUGGCCAAGAACAUCGAAGAUUACAUCCACCGUAUUGGCCGCACGGGCCGAGCCGGCAAGAGCGGAGUGGCCAUCACCUUCCUGACCAAGGAGGACUCCACAGUCUUCUACGACCUGAAGCAAGCCAUCCUGGAGAGCCCGGUGUCGUCGUGUCCCCCGGAGCUGGCUAACCACCCCGAUGCCCAGCACAAGCCGGGCACCAUCCUCACCAAGAAGAGACGGGAGGAGACCAUCUUUGCGUGA
Emys orbicularis (European pond turtle) is the source of this 2530-nucleotide messenger RNA. RefSeq names its product DEAD-box helicase 23 (gene DDX23). Gene Ontology annotation, molecular function: RNA binding; ATP binding; RNA helicase activity. Gene Ontology annotation, biological process: mRNA splicing, via spliceosome. The record is from RefSeq and is a predicted model, not a curated record. The transcript has 17 exons. Gene Ontology annotation, cellular component: catalytic step 2 spliceosome. Bases 89 to 2530 code for a protein of 813 amino acids. NCBI's taxonomy places the organism in Eukaryota, Metazoa, Chordata, Testudines, Emydidae.